CCGUCUUUUAAAUGUUUGGUUAUGUGUCCACCCCCCUUACGACAUUUUAGCGAAUAAAAGUUUUUAAAAAAUAAUUAUUUUCUGCCAUUUUCGGGUUUGGUCGGGACACCUGAUGAGGUUUUGAGACAUCGCCCACAACUCCAGGACCAGUAUUGAGCCGUUGAAGCAAGACAGUUGUUUGUAAUUUUUUGGGUUUGGUCGGGACUCCUCAUGAAGUUUUGAGACAUCUCCUACAACUACAGGACCAGUAUUGUGCUGUUGAAGCAACAGUUUUUUUUAAAUUUUGGGGUAUUGUCGGGACUCCUGGUGAGGUUUUGAGACAUCUCCUACAACUACAGGACCAGUACUGUGCUGUUGAAGCAAGACAUUUUUUUUUUAAUUUUGGGGUAUUGUCGGGACUCCUGGUGAGGUUUUGAGACAUCUCCUACAACUACAGGACCAGUGUUUUGCCGUUGAAGCCGGACAGUUUUUUACAUUUUUGGUCCUGAUGAAGUUUUGAGACGUCUCCUACAACGACAGGACCAGUAUUGUGCUGUUGAAGCAAGACAGUUUUUUGUGAAUUUUUUGGGUUUUGUCGGGACACCUGAUGAGGUUUUGAGACGUCUCCUACAACUACAGGACCAGUAUUGUGCUGUUGAAGCAAGACCGUUUAAAAAUCUUUGGGUUUUGUGGGGACUCCGGAUUAAGUUUUGAGACGUCGCCCACAACUCCAGGACCAGUAUCGUGCUGUUGAAGCAAGACAGUUUUUAACAUUUUUGGGUUUUGUCGGGACUCCUGAUGAGGUUUUGAGACGUCUCCUACAACUACAGGACCAGUAUUUUGCCAUUGAAGCAGGAGCGUUUUUUUAGUUUUUGGGUUUUGUCGGGACUCCUGAUGAGGUUUUGAGACGUCGCCCACAACUACAGGACCAGUAUCGUGCUGUUGAAGCAAGACAAUUUUUAAAGUUUUUGGCCGUCACUGUGAGGUAUCAUGGAGAGCUCUCCUUCCACAUCCUGGAGAGAACACAUUCUGUUCCGGCAAAUACGGAACUUGUCUCCUGGUGGCUUCAAGACAGAAGUCAAAGAGUUAUCUCUGAUGGCUCUUCCUGUGAUUUUGGCGAACUUCCUGUUUUUUGCUGUGAGUUUUAUCAGCACGGUCUUUUGUGGCCAUUUGGGAAAGGUGGAGCUGGCAGGUGUAUCUCUGGCCAUAGCGGUUGUUAAUGUGACGGGCAUAUCUGUUGGCGUAGGGCUGGCGUCCGCAUGUGAUACUUUGAUUUCUCAGACAUUUGGGAGUGGCAACCUUCUGAGAGUCGGGGUGAUCCUGCAGAGGGCAAUUCUCAUUCUGAUUCUGGCAUGUUUUCCCUGUUGGGCCGUCCUCAUUAACACUGAGUCCAUUCUGCUGGCUGUAGGACAGGAGCCAGAGGUUGCCAGGUUGUCUCAGUUGUAUGUGAAGAUCUUCAUGCCAGCGCUACCAGCUACAUUCAUGUAUUCACUGGAAACAAGAUACUUGCAAAAUCAGGGCAUCAUAUGGCCACAAGUAAUCACCGGUUUUGUGGUCAAUCUCAUCAACGUCCUCUUUAACUACAUUUUUCUCUUUGCAUUAAAUCUGGGUGUAGCAGGCUCGGCUCUUGCCAACACUCUGUCCCAGUUCAACAUGGUUGGGAUCCUCUACGCUUACAUCCUAUGGAAAGGUGUUCACAAGGCCACCUGGGGAGGUUGGUCCAAAGAUUGCCUACAGGACUGGAGCUCAUUCAUUCACUUGGCCAUUCCCAGCAUGGUCAUGUUAUGUGUGGAGUGGUGGACAUUUGAGUUUGGCAGCUUACUGGCAGGUCUCAUAAGUGAGGUGGAGCUCGGAGCUCAGUCCGUCGUGUACCAGCUGUCGAACAUUGCUUUCAUGUUUCCAUCAGGUUUUAGUGUGGCGGGCUGUGUUAGAGUGGGAAAUGCCCUCGGAGCUGGAGACACAGAGCGAGCCAAGCUGUCUGCAAAACUGUCAUUUUUCUGUGCAGGAUCAGUCUCUGUGUGCUGGGCCGUCAUCAUUGGAAGCCUGAGGGAUCACAUUGCUUACGUCUUUACAUAUGAUGAACACAUCCGAGUAAAGGUCAGUGAGGUUGUGUUGUUUUAUGCUCCGUUCAUCAUCCUGGAUGCAGUUUCAGCGGCCAUUGGAGGAAUAAUAAGAGGAACAGGUACGCAAAAAUUCGGGGCGAUCUGCAACGUGCUGUGUUAUUACGGGGUGGCUUUACCUCUUGGAGUGCCACUGAUGUUUGCAGCCAAACUAGGAGUCGAUGGUCUGUGGAUAGGAUUGUGCACAGGUGUAUUCCUGCAGUGCUGCUGCCUGGUCGUCUACCUGGUGAGAAUGAACUGGAGUAAAGCUACCGUUGAGGCUCAGGUUAGAGCUGGCGUUAGUGUCAACCUCAUCGAGCUGGAUGCAAUCAUACUUGGAGGGGAGGGAACAGGUGGUAGAGGUGAACGGCACCGUGUCCCCCCCUCCUCUCAGUGAGCUGUGGAGUCCCCCAAGGC
Molecule: messenger RNA, 2495 nt
Organism: Nerophis lumbriciformis (worm pipefish)
Lineage: Eukaryota; Metazoa; Chordata; Actinopteri; Syngnathiformes; Syngnathidae
Product: multidrug and toxin extrusion protein 1-like
Biological process (GO): xenobiotic detoxification by transmembrane export across the plasma membrane
Cellular component (GO): membrane
Molecular function (GO): xenobiotic transmembrane transporter activity; antiporter activity
Source: RefSeq, a predicted model, not a curated record